Molecule: messenger RNA, 1923 nt
Organism: Bemisia tabaci
Lineage: Eukaryota; Metazoa; Arthropoda; Insecta; Hemiptera; Aleyrodidae
Product: maltase A3
Biological process (GO): carbohydrate metabolic process
Source: RefSeq, a predicted model, not a curated record
GCAAAAUGUUUACGUUCAGUCGUGUAGUUUCACUGUGUGAAAGAGGGAAUGACGUGAGCUAAAAUCAAUAGUGCAAAUCAUACAAAACGUGUAUCUUAAUCACUGAUUUCGCAGAUUUAUGUUGCAAUUUUUGAUAUUUUCGGCGAUAUGUCUGCUGGUUCAAGGACAAAAACCAGCUCCCAUGGAUUGGUGGCAGACGUCAGUGAUCUAUCAAAUCUACCCGAGGUCCUUCAAAGACAGUGACGGAGAUGGUGUCGGCGAUUUAAGAGGUAUAGCAGAAAAAGUUCCAUACCUCAAAAAGCUCGGAGUCGGUGCGGUAUGGCUUUCGCCGAUAUUCCAGUCGCCGAUGGCCGAUUUUGGUUACGACAUAUCAAACUUCACCAAUAUUGAACCUAUCUUCGGUUCAAUGACUGAUUUUGAAAAACUCAAGGAUGCUUUGCACGCUCAAGAUAUAAAACUUAUUCUCGAUUUUGUGCCAAAUCAUUCGAGCGAUGAGCACGAGUGGUUCGUAAAAUCCGUCCAAAAGAUCGACCCAUACACAGAUUAUUACGUCUGGCACGAUGGCAAAAUGGUGAAUGGAACUAGACAACCACCCAACAACUGGAUCUCCGGAUUCAGCUACUCAGCUUGGGAAUGGCACCCUGAGAGACAGCAGUACUACCUUCAUCAGUUCCACAAGAAACAGCCUGAUCUCAACUACCGCAGCCCAUACCUUGUUGAAGAGAUGAAGAAUAUAUUGCGGUUUUGGCUGGAUAGAGGUGUGGACGGUUUUCGAAUGGAUAUCGUACUAGCGUUGUUCGAGGACGAGAGAUUCUUAGACGAGCCACCGGUAGAUGGCACCACUUUGGAACCAUGGAACCACGACUAUCACCAACACAUCUACAUUGCCGAUCAACCUGAGACUUACGACAUGAUUAAACAGUGGAGAAAAGUCCUCGACGAAUACACGAAGAAAGACGGACACCCUAGGGUUAUGAUGACUGAAGCAUAUUCACCAAUCGACAAAACAAUGGGCUACUACGGAAACACAACACACCCUGGAGCUCAUUUCACUUUCAACUUCCUUUUCAUUACGGACCUGAACGCUCAAUCUACUGCCAAUGAUUUUGAAAAAGUUAUCAUGAAAUGGUACGACAAUUUACCCGCUGGAAAAUGGCCUAAUUGGGUGAUGGGUAACCAUGAUCAAAGGAGAGUUGCAUCACGGUUUGGUAUCGAGUUACUUGAUGGUCUACACAUGAUUCAGAUGGUCUUGCCAGGUACUUCAGUGACGUAUAACGGAGACGAAAUUGGGAUGGAGGAUACGUUUAUCCGAUGGGAUCAAACCGUUGACCCACAAGGAAUGAGCGUUGGGAAAGAUAACUACCUCAGAUUCACAAGAGAUCCUCAGCGAACACCAUUCCAGUGGGAUCACACGACUAGCGCAGGUUUUUCAACGAAUCCAAAAACCUGGUUGCCCGUAAAUCCGAAUUACUGGCGUUUGAACUACAGGAAUGUCAAGAGAGAAAUUCGCAGUCACUUCAGGGUCUACCAACAACUCGUAGCGCUCAAAGAGGCAGCAACAAUCCAGCAUGGAGAUCUGAAUGUAUUCGCUCUGUCUAAAUACGUUCUAGCUUUCACUAGGAGCUAUGAAAAGAACCCUACCUACGUUGUUGUGGUCAACAUUGGCAGUGAGAUCGAAACGACUGAAGGUCUUCAGAAAAAAGGAUCACUGCCGAAAUAUUUGACGGUCUAUUCAGCGAGCAUAAACUCAGGAUACACACAAGGGCGUAAAUUACUCGCAGACAAAAUUAAGCUGCGUCCUAAGGCUGGACUCGUGCUUUUUACCGCCGGAAACGAGGGAGUCUUGGACAGUCUAAUGACGCUCAGUGAAGAAGAUGAUGAUAAAGAACUCGACGAAAUGGCAUCCAGCUUUUCUUAUUGAAG